Messenger RNA from Oncorhynchus keta (chum salmon), 2582 nucleotides. RefSeq names its product golgin-45. Gene Ontology annotation, biological process: Golgi to plasma membrane protein transport; Golgi organization. The record is from RefSeq and is a predicted model, not a curated record. Lineage: Eukaryota; Metazoa; Chordata; Actinopteri; Salmoniformes; Salmonidae. Gene Ontology annotation, cellular component: Golgi membrane.
AACACAAACAAGAUGGCGACCAAGAUUUAACAGAGGAAAUAUUUUUAAUCGGGUAAACAACAGUAAUGUGCAUGUUUAUUCUGAUACCGUUUUGAUAUCUCUCUUACGUUACACUCAUUUUACACUGCUGAUGUUAGUUAACAAUGUUUACACGUUUAUGUCCAGGGCCUUUGUUUCCUACUCGGUUUGUUUUGUUGUCAGUUACUGUUAGUUGAGGAAAGCUGAACUCCCUUCUCUUAUAUCCUUAUCUGACCGGCUGGGUGUUGAUCAUGUGCUGCUGUUAAAGCUCAUCCACAGAUAUCAGGGUGGUAAACUCAGAAUCAACAUCUGUCUGUCUUCGGGAGAGAGAUCUAAACUGCCAUCCUGGAAGUCGUCCACCGCCCUGUCCCUCUGCCAUUCGACUGGACUGUUGUGAAGACUUCCUCUACCAUCAUGUCUACCGCUGCAGUAGCAGACAGAGGUUCCGUCCGUCCAGUCAGGGGCCCCGGCGACGGCAUGGAGACAGACAAGCCCCCAGUCGCUAAGGAGAUCGGUGCCGUGGAUACGCCUCUGUCUUCGGUGCCACUACUUAAGGUAGCUUGUCCCAAACAAAGCCCCAAGAAGACACACCCUGCCCCCGCCAGCCUCCAGCACAGCCCCCACUCCACCCCGCAGCAGAGCCCCAGAGCCAGUCCCAGAGCCACCCCGUCUGCCCCCCAGCCCCCCGGGGUGCUCCACCUGGGGAAGGUUCCCCGGGAGGCCUGCACGGUGGUGGAGGCGGUGAGGAUCGUUGUUCCCCGUGCCGCCAUCAGCCGGAGUGGGGGUCAUGUGGGCCCGGCUGAGGAGAAAGGAGAGGCCUGGGCUGGGCAGCAGAUGGAGGAGCGGCCCCCCCCUCCUCUGGAGGACCUGAGAGGAGUCAUGGAGAAGCUGCAGAACUCAGAGAGACGACUGCUGCAGGACAAGGAGGGGCUCCUCAACCAGCUCCACGUGCAGACUGAGGUGAACAGAGAGUUGAAGAAGCUGCUGGUAGCCUCUGUAGGUGAUGACCUGCAGUACCAUUUUGAGCGUCUGGCCAGAGAGAAGAACCAGCUGAUCUUAGAGAACGAGGCUCUGGGUCGCAGCCGGGCCUCCACAGCAGAACAGCUGGAACGCAUGUCUAUACAAUGUGAUGUCUGGAGGAGCAAGUUCCUAGCGUCCAGAGUGAUGGCGGAGGAGCUGACCAAUGCCAGGGUUUCUCUCCAGCACCAGACCAGAGAGGCUCAGAGCGCCAUCACAGACCUGCUGAGUGAGAGAGACGAGUUCUCUAGAGACAUGAUGCUAACCCACAGGUCUCUGGAGCAGCUGCUGGUCUCACAGUGGGGUCUAAUCCAGACCUACUACCCCAGUGGCCAGCCACUCAGCACGGGAGAACUAGCCCUGGCCAAUCACAAGCUGGCGGACGGCCUCUGGGGAAGCUCCCCCACACCUCACACUGGCCUGCUGAAGAUGGCUGAGAAGGUGUUGAAGAUCCUGGACCCGAUUUCCUGUUCAGACAACGAGGAAGAGCCCUCCCCCCUCUCUAUCUCCGACUCCUCCCCCUCGGCCUUCCUGACCAAUAAGAAGAGCAUCGGCCGGUUCCACCCUUACACUCGCUAUGAGAACAUCACCUUCAACUGCUGCGAGCGCUGCAGCGGAGACAUCCUGGUCCUCUAGGGGUCAGAGGGCAGGGGUCGUGACCUUUAACCUGGACAGGUCGACGCAGGCCGCUGUGAGGAACACCAGUCGACUCUCACUCCGUCGAACCGUCUGGUUUCACAGCGGCCUCAGAGCGGGACUUGACUGGAAGCACGGCAGAAGCUGACGAAACAACCGCUGAUUUUAAUUGGCUGAUCUCUCUCAGUCCGUCACCGUCUCAUAACUCUUAGAACCUUCCACGACAUUGUGGGCUUCAGAACGUGAGCAGAGCAAGUGAUUUAAACAAGGAAGUGAGUUCGGAGAAUCUGAAAGUGUUCCAUCUUAGAAUCAAUGGGGCUUCCCAAAAAUAAUAUGGUCAAAGUCGGACCACGGACGGCCGAGUGUCUGUGGGUUUCUGGUCCUUCCUUGUACUUGACUGGUGAAUUGAGGUUACUGAUUAGUAAGCAACUACCUUCACCUGGUUGUCUAGGUUACUAAUUAGUAAGCAACUCCCUUCACCUGGUUGUCUAGUUUACUAAUUAGUAAGGAACUCUCCUCACCUGGUUGUCUAGGUUACUAAUUAGUAAGCAACUCCCUUCACCUGGUUGUCUAGGUUACUAAUUAGUAAGCAACUCCCUUCACCUGGUUGUCUAGUUUACUAAUUAGUAAGGAACUCUCCUCACCUGGUUGUCUAGGUUACAGAUUAGUAAGCAACUACCUUCACCUGGUUGUCUAGGUUACUAAUUAGUAAGCAACUCCCUUCACCUGGUUGUCUAGGUUACUAAUUAGUAAGCAACUCCCUUCACCUGGUUGUCUAGUUUACUAAUUAGUAAGCAACUACCUUCACCUGGUUGUCUAGGUUACUAAUUAGUAAGCAACUCCCUUCACCUGGUUGUCUAGGUUACUAAUUAGUAAGCAACUCCCUUCACCUGGUUGUCUAGGUUACUAAU